AUGGCUGGGCUUGGUAAAACAACUUUAGCCGAAAAAGUUUACAAUGAUAGUUCAAUUAUAUUUAACUUCCAGAUUCGUCUUUGGUGCACUGUUUCUCAAGAAUUUGACAUGAAAAGCUUGUUAAUACAAAUUUUGUGCUCUAAUGGAAAACAAUCUAGCAUGGAUGAAGAGCUUAAAAAGUUGAAUGAACAUGAAUUGCUUCAAAAGCUCUAUCAAAGGCUGAAGAUGAAGAGGUAUCUAGUUGUUUUUGAUGAUGUCUGGGACAUUAAGGUAUGGAAUGAGCUGAGAAUUUCAUUACCUGAUGAUAAGAAGAGAAGUAGGAUCCUUUUUACGAGUCGAUUUUCUAAUGUGGCUUCACAGGUUCAAUAUGGUGGGGAACCUCACAAUCUUCGCCCACUCAGUGAGAAAGAAAGUUUUGAAUUACUGCAUAAGAAGGUUUUUGGAAAAGAAGAUUGUCCUCAAGCAUUGCAUGGAUUGGGAAUGGAGAUUGCCAAAAAAUGCAUGGGAUUGCCACUUGCACUAAUUGUUGUAGCUGGAGCCCUAGCAACUACAGAGCAUGAUAUUUUGGUUUGGGAAGAAUUUGCUGAGAGUUUAACUUCGACCAUGGUGUCUGGUGCAGGCCAGUGCAAGAAGUCGUUGGAGCUCAGUUAUGAGCAUUUACCAUAUCACUUGAAGGAAUGCUUGCUGUAUUUUGCUGCAUUUCGAGAAGAUGAAAAAAUUGGUGCCAAGAAUUUGAUGCGUCUAUGGAUUGCAGAAGGGUUUGUGGAAAAAAUUGAAGGAGAGAGAUCAGAGGACAUUGCAGAAGAAUAUCUGAUGGACCUAAUUGGCCGAAACUUAGUUAUGGUAAGUGAAAACAGAUCCAUUGGUGGAGUCAAAACUUGUUACAUUCACGAUUUGAUAUUUGAGUUCUGUAAGGGCGAGGCGAAAGAAAAGAAAUUUCUUCAGGUCCUGCAAGGAUAUGAUGAGCUUUCUAAUUUUAAUGAGCCUCCCAACCUACCACGAUUGUCCAUUUGCUCCAGUGGAGAAGAUUUUAUAAAGUCAAAGCUAUUUUGUCCACAUUUAGAUACUCUGCUGCUCUGCAAUGCUACUCCAGGAUAUGAGUUUGACUUGCUUAAUAUCUCCUUCCUUUUUGGCAUCUACAAACAUCUUAAAGUUUUGAAUUUAGACAUCAACCUAAGACUGGAGGAGCUUCCAACUGAAGUCGAAUCACUUCUUUGUUUGAGGUACUUAGCCCUUACAGGUCGGACCAUGAAAUUCAUUCCACCAUCUAUAGCCAAGCUCUCACAUUUGGAAACCUUUUGUGUAUAUUCUGGUGGGCUGGUUUCAUUGCCAGAUAGCAUCUGGAACAUGAAGAAGUUGAGGCAAAAGAUGGAGGUAAAAGUUGGAAAGGAUCGAUGA
Coffea eugenioides is the source of this 1398-nucleotide messenger RNA. Its product is annotated as putative late blight resistance protein homolog R1B-17. NCBI's taxonomy places the organism in Eukaryota, Viridiplantae, Streptophyta, Magnoliopsida, Gentianales, Rubiaceae. The coding region runs from base 1 to 1398 and encodes 465 amino acids. The record is from RefSeq and is a predicted model, not a curated record. Gene Ontology annotation, molecular function: ADP binding. The transcript has 2 exons. Gene Ontology annotation, biological process: defense response to other organism.